AGGAGUUGGCGUUGCCAGCACCCUUAGUCUCAACUCCAGCGGAGAGCACAACAUUCUCUAUCAUUUUCCUGUCACCAAGAGUUCUCUCCAACGAGCAGAGAAGCCUCCAUUUCGUUCAGCCAAGUUCUCAAGUUCCAGUUCAUUCAACACGCCAUAUCCGAAAAGCAAGAUAAACCACUCAUUCACUUCUUGCCAGAAAACUCUAAGUUCAAUUAUUCCAGUUCGGCUAACUCAGCAACAAAUCACCAACCAACAUUUAUACUUCAAGGUCAAGCGCGAGUUUAAUAAUCAGUCAAGUAGCUACUGUACCACAGAAAGAUUCUAUCAGGUUGAGCAGUAGCCGAUGGUGAUGAAGUGACGAGCGGGAUCCUUUUUGUCUUAAUAUCAUAUGCAUUGAAAAACUCUUGGGUACAUGUCUUCAUACAUGUGCUGACCUUCAUUAUCUCAAAAUCAAGAAAAAAAGUGAAGAUGGCCGAAGUUAGCCCUUUUGAAGAACAACAAACGACGUCGGAGACCACAGAAAAUGGCCGCAGCAGCCAAAGAAUCUCCGAGAAGAAUGAGAGCAAAAGUGUGGAGAAAGUUCCAUACUACAAACUGUUUUGGUUUGCAGACGCUGCAGAUUACGCGCUGAUGGUGAUGGGUGUGAUAACAUCUGUGGGGAGUGGUUUGGCGUUGCCUCUCAUGACUUUCCUAUACGGAGAAUUAGCCAAUUCUUUCGGACACAACGUCGAAACUCAAGCCCUUGUCGACGAGGUAUCCAAGAGGUGUCUUGUUGGAUGAUCACAGGCGAAAGGCAGGCAGCUCGGAUUAGAAAUUUAUACCUCAAAGCUAUACUGAGGCAAGAUAUUGGAUACUUCGAUAAAGAGAUAAACACAGGAAAAAUUGUGGAGAGGAUGUCUAGUGAUACCCUUAUAAUUCAAGAUGCUAUGGGAGAGAAGAUUGGGAAGCUGAUCCAGCUCUUAUCAUCAUUUGUUGGAGGCUUCGUCAUAGCUUUCGCAAGAGGAUGGCUUCUCACUCUUGUGUUGCUCUCUGUAAUCCCCGUUCUCGUCGUCGCUGCUGCUUUCAUGACUAUUGUUAUGGCAAGAUUGACAUCACGUGGGCAGACGGCCUAUUCAGAGGCAGCUCUUCUGGUUGAGCAAACAAUAAGCUCAAUAAGAACUGUAGCAUCUUUCACUGGGGAGAGGCGAGCUGUGGACAGAUACGAAAAAUCUCUACACAAAGCUUACAAAGCCGGUGUGCAGGAGGGCUUGGUUGCUGGAUUAGGCUCUGGAGUUUCUAUGUCGGUCCUCUUCUGCAGCUACGCGUUAGCAGUCUGGUUCGGCUCCAAGAUGAUCAUCGACAAAGGCUAUACAGGAGGACAUGUUUUGAACAUCAUGAUGGCUGUUCUAUUGGGAUCAUUUUCUUUAGGGCAGAUAUCCCCAUGCUUGAGUGCAUUCUCAGCGGGUCAAGUUGCUGCUUUCAAAAUCUUCGAGACGAUACAUAGAAAACCAGACAUUGAUCCUUAUAGUCGAGAGGGGCGCGUUAUGGAGGACAUACACGGGGAAGUAGAGCUUAGGGAUGUGGAUUUCAGCUAUCCAUCAAGGCCAGAUGAGAGGAUAUUUAGUGGUUUCUCUCUGAGAAUAGAGAGUGGGACUAAGCUGGCUUUAGUUGGGGAGAGUGGGUCAGGGAAAUCAACCAUUCUAAGCCUUGUGGAGAGGUUUUAUGAUCCACAGGGAGGUGAAGUCUUGAUUGAUGGGGUCAAUAUUAGAGAGUUUCAGGUGAGGUGGAUGAGAGGAAAGAUCGGUCUCGUGAGCCAGGAGCCCGUGUUGUUCGCCUCGAGCAUCAAGGACAACAUUGCUUACGGGAAGGAGGGGGCGUCCCUCCAAGAAAUCAGAGGUGCUGCAGAGCUUGCUCAUGCUGCUAAAUUCAUCACCAACCUUCCUCAGAUUCUUCUUGUAUAUAUGUUGCAGGGGAUUGAUACGAUGGUUGGUGUGAAUGGAACUCAGCUUUCUGGAGGGCAGAAGCAGAGGAUAGCUUUAGCCAGAGCAAUUCUGAAAGAUCCGAGGAUUCUACUUCUUGACGAAGCUACAGGUGCCCUUGAUGCAAAAUCGGAGAGGAUCGUGCAGGACUCGCUCGACAAGGUCAUGAUAAACAGAACCACCAUCAUCGUUGCUCAUAGCCUAACCACGAUCAAGAAUGCAGAUUCCAUUGCUGUCAUUCACAAAGGAAAAAUUGUAGAAAAAGGUUCACAUUCCGAGCUAAUCCAAAACCCAGAAGGAGCAUACACUCGACUCAUACAACUGCAAGAACUGGAUGUACAAAACCGUAGAGCCGAGAUGAGCGCAGGAGCGGGCAACAGCGCACGCUAUUCAUUUGACGGGGCGACGGAGACGACACAAACCACCACGGCGGCCUCUUCUUCAUCAAUCAAAAACCAGAUGAUGCCUAAUGUAUCACUCUACCGCCUCGCACUCUUGAACAAACCAGAGAUCCCACAGCUAAUACUCGGCUCCUUAGCAGCAGUGAUGAACGGUGCGAUACUCCCACUCUUCGGCCUCCUAUUCGCCAGCGCGAUCAACAGCUUCUACCACCCGCCUCAUCAGCUCCGGAGGGAUUCCAAGUUUUGGGCAGGCAUGUUUGUUGUUCUUGGUGUGGCGUCUCUCCUGGUGACCCCAACGAGAACGUAUUUGUUCGCGGUGGCUGGGUGCAGGUUGAUCAAGCGGCUUCGGCUCAUGUGCUUCGAGAAGGUGGCGCAUAUGGAGAUAGGGUGGUUCGAUGUGGCUGAGAAUUCGAGCAGUUCGGUUGGCCUGCGGCUCUCCGCGGACGUCAAAUGCGUGAGGAAUCUGGUCGGGGAAUCGCUUGCUUUGGUGGUUCAGAACGUUGCGACGGCGGUUGCAGGUUUGGUCAUUGGCUUCCAAGCCAGCUGGCAGCUCUCACUCAUAGUGUUGGUUAUGUUGCCUCUCAUCGCCCUCUAUGGAUACGUUCACAUGAAGUUCAUUGGGGGUUUUAGUGGCGACUCACAGAAGUUGUACGAGGAUGCGACUCAAGUUGCGAGUGAUGGCGUCGGAAAUAUUAGAACGGUUGCUUCGUUUUGUGCGGAGGAGAAGAUGAUGGAGCUUCACCGGCAGAAAUGCCGGCUGCCGGUGAGGGUAGGGACGGAGCAUGGGUUGCUAAGCGGAGCAGGUUUUGGAAUGUCUAUCUUCUUUCUGUAUUCGGUUUACGCUGCUAGUUACUAUGCUGGGGCCAGACUUGUUCAUGCUGGAAAUAUUACAUUUGAACAAGUUUUUCGUGUAUUUAUCGGUCUGAGCAUAAGCGCGAUUGCUAUAUCCCAAUCGGGGGCCCUUGCGCCCGACACUGGAAAAGCCAAAGCUGGCGCUGCUUCUAUUUUUGAGCUUCUUGAUCGGAAAUCUGCAAUUGAUUCUUCCGACAACUCAGGAAUGGUUCUACAAAAUAUAAAAGGAGAUAUCCAAUUUCAAAAUGUUCGCUUCAGAUAUCCUAGUAGACCCGAUGUUCACAUUUUCACAGAUCUGUGCUUGACAAUUCAUUCCGGCAAGAGCAUUGCUAUUGUUGGAGAAAGUGGGAGUGGAAAGUCGACCAUCAUUUCUCUAUUGCAACGAUUUUAUGAUCCAGAUUCGGGUGUGAUCACACUAGAUAAUUUUGAAAUCAAGAAUCUGAAUUUGAAGUGGUUAAGAAAGCAAAUGGGGGUUGUGAGCCAAGAGCCUGUGUUAUUCAACGACACAAUUCGUGCGAAUAUCGCCUAUGGCUAUGGAAAGGAAGGCGAUGCCACAGAAGCAGAAAUCUUAGCUGCCGCUCAACUUGCAAAUGCACACAAAUUCAUCAGUGCUCUGCAAAAGGGGUAUGAUACAAUAGUUGGUGAAAGGGGAAUACAGUUAUCCGGUGGGCAAAAACAGCGAGUCGCAAUUGCACGGGCCAUAAUGAAGGAUCCGAAGAUUAUGCUACUUGAUGAAGCCACCAGCGCUCUUGAUGCUGAAUCUGAAAAGCUCGUUCAACGCGCCUUAGACCGAGCUAUGAUACAUCGGACCACCAUAGUGGUGGCUCAUAGGCUGUCCACUAUCAAGAAUGCAGAUUUCAUUGCAGUUAUCAGAAAUGGAGUUGUUGCAGAAAAAGGAAACCACCAGACUUUGAUUCAUAUCAAACAUGGCAUCUAUGCCUCUUUAAAGGGUGGCUUCAACACCCCCCCGCCCCCGCCCCCACCCCCGCACGUGUAAGUUGGUAUGAUUUAUCACCAACUAUAUAUAACAUGAAUAAACAAAAGUCUUCAUUAAA
Molecule: messenger RNA, 4266 nt
Organism: Salvia miltiorrhiza (redroot sage)
Lineage: Eukaryota; Viridiplantae; Streptophyta; Magnoliopsida; Lamiales; Lamiaceae
Product: ABC transporter B family member 11-like
Exons: 17
Coding region: 777-4208 (1143 amino acids)
Biological process (GO): transmembrane transport
Cellular component (GO): membrane
Molecular function (GO): ABC-type transporter activity; ATP hydrolysis activity; ATP binding
Source: RefSeq, a predicted model, not a curated record